AUCUAUCUCAAAGCAUACCACAAACACACUCUAUACACACACACAACCAUCAAAAUGACCUCCAACCCCAACCCCGGCAACUUCGCCAACCGCCCGCAGGAAGAAGUCGAGAACAUCGCCCGCAAGGGUGGCCAGUCCAGCCACUCGGGCGGAUUCGCCUCCAUGGACGAGGACAAGCAGCGCAACAUCGCCUCCAUGGGCGGCCAAGCAUCCAGUGGAAGCUUCCAGCCCGGCGAAGAACGGGCCCGGGAAGCCGGCCACAAGGGAGGAAUGUCAUCCGGAGGGAGCUUCGAGCCUGGAGAUCCUCGGGCUAGAGAGGCUGGUCGGAAGGGAGGAUCGAGAACUGGGGGCGAUAUGCCGGAGGAGUAAAUCUACU
This is a messenger RNA of Aspergillus piperis CBS 112811, 376 nucleotides long. RefSeq lists its product as uncharacterized. Lineage: Eukaryota; Fungi; Ascomycota; Eurotiomycetes; Eurotiales; Aspergillaceae. The record is from RefSeq and is a predicted model, not a curated record. The transcript is spliced from 2 exons. Bases 55 to 369 code for a protein of 104 amino acids.